Messenger RNA from Penicillium canariense, 414 nucleotides. RefSeq names its product cytochrome b5-like heme/steroid binding domain-containing protein. Gene Ontology annotation, cellular component: endoplasmic reticulum membrane; intracellular membrane-bounded organelle. Lineage: Eukaryota; Fungi; Ascomycota; Eurotiomycetes; Eurotiales; Aspergillaceae. Gene Ontology annotation, molecular function: heme binding. Bases 1 to 414 code for a protein of 137 amino acids. Gene Ontology annotation, biological process: sterol biosynthetic process. The record is from RefSeq and is a predicted model, not a curated record. The transcript is spliced from 3 exons.
AUGUCGGAUUCCAAGCAAUUUACCCUCCAGGAGGUCACCACCCACAACACCAAGAAGGACCUGUACAUGGUCAUCCACGACAAGGUCUACGAUGUCACCAGCUUCGUCGAUGAGCACCCCGGUGGUGAGGAAGUCCUCCUUGACGUCGGUGGCCAGGACGGCUCCGAGGCCUUCGAGGACGUCGGCCACUCCGAUGAGGCCCGCGAGAUCCUCGAUGGCCUGCUCGUCGGCACCGUGAAGCGCAUGCCCGGCGAUCCUGCCCCCAAAGCCCAGGCCUCCACCGGCUCCUCGUCCGCCUCCUCCUCUUCCUCUUCCGGCAACUUCGGCGUUGGCCUCUACGCCGUCAUUCUCAUCGGUGGUGCUAUCGCAUACGGUGCCUACAACUACCUCCAGGCUCAGCAGCAGCAGCAGUAA